This is a messenger RNA of Chroicocephalus ridibundus (black-headed gull), 4036 nucleotides long. RefSeq names its product scavenger receptor cysteine-rich type 1 protein M130-like. Gene Ontology annotation, biological process: zymogen activation. Lineage: Eukaryota; Metazoa; Chordata; Aves; Charadriiformes; Laridae. Gene Ontology annotation, molecular function: serine-type endopeptidase activity. Bases 20 to 3916 code for a protein of 1298 amino acids. Gene Ontology annotation, cellular component: plasma membrane. The record is from RefSeq and is a predicted model, not a curated record. The transcript is spliced from 10 exons.
GGGGAGCUGCGCGCAGUCGAUGCCGACGCCGGGUCCCCGCCGAGGGGGGGUGAAAACCACCUCCUUCCUCCCUCGGGGCACAGCUGCCGGCAGCGUGGUGGCACCGCCAUGUGCUGCCAGCCUUCGCGAGGGGCCGGGGACGUGCCACCUGCAGGCACUGCCAUGUGCCGGGGGGCUGCUUCCACCUCGGUGUCUCCCCCCUGGGGUCUCCAGGCAACCCCCCGGGGAGGGGAGCACCGCAGGGGUGGGUGCCAGUGUGCUGGGGUCUUUGUGCUUUGCCCCGCGCCAUGGUUUUGGUAGGUUUUGGGGUGAAUCCUGUUGCCAUUGGGACCGGGCACGUGCCGGGCUCCCAGAGCAGCAUCACCCCCAUGGGGGGACACGGGCCCACACGCCCCACGCUGGCUGCAGGUGCCCCGGGUGGGGGCUGGGUCCCCCCUCCCCCGGGGACAUCCGGGCGCCGACCCACCGUGGCGAGGUGUGUGACGCCAGCAGCGGAGCCGAGCCUCAUAUUUGGGCACGGAGUAGGUUAUUGGAGGCCGGGGCCCCGCCAGCCGGGGAGAUAACCCGCCUGAUAACGGCGCAAACGCUGCCGCCGCCUCCAUUGGCUCCCGGUUUUGGCGUUGCCUAUAUAUCACCCUCCCCGCGCCGGGGGGUCCGGGACGGCAGGAUGGUGCCCAUCGGGGCGCUGGGGCUGCUCCUGUGCGUGUGGCUCUGCGGGGGACAGCACCAGGGUAGGGGGCAGCCGUGGGGCAGCCGUGGGGCAGGGACCCCCCCUGGCCGCACACCGGGCUCAGCACCCUCCUUUGCCGCAGGCGCCGGGGAGCUGCGGCUGGUGGGGGGCGGCGGGCGCUGCGCCGGCCGGGUGGAGGUGAAGCACAACGGCGAGUGGGGCUCUGUCUGCGUCUACGACUUCGACUGGGAAGCCAGUUGGGCCACCGUGGUGUGCCGGCAGCUGGGCUGCGGCCGGGUGACCAGGGCGUCUGCCUAUGCCCCGUUCGGGGAGGCCACCGGCCGGAUCUGGCUCCAGCCCUUCUUCUGCCGGGGCAACGAGAAGAAGCUGCAGGACUGUCCCCACUUUGGCUGGGGACAGCACUUCUGCGACCACAAGCGGGACGUAGGGGUGACGUGCGCAGACGCGGUGGAGCUGCGGCUGGCAGCCGGCGGGGGUCCCUGCGCCGGAAGGGUGGAGGUGAAGCUGCAGGGACGCUGGGGCUCAGUAGGGGACGACCAGUGGGACAUGGAGGACGCCGAGGUGGUGUGCCAGCAUCUGGGCUGUGGCUCGGCCGCUGGCGCCCACUCUGCCAGCGGCAGCUUUGGCAAUGGGGAAGGCCCCCUCAGCCUGGCUCUGGUGGACUGCCACGGGGACGAGGCCACCUUCUGGGACUGCGAGAUCCGCGGCUGGGGACCCUACGCCGCCCCUCACAACUUCGACACCGCCGUCACCUGCCAAGGUAGGAGCUGGGCGACGGUGGGGACACGCGGCAGUGCCGGCACAUCCCUCACCGUGACCCCCGCGCCGCUCCCGGCAGGGUUUGCCCGGCUGGUCAGUGGCGACGGUGCCUGCGCCGGGCGGCUGGAGGUGCGGCACGGCCGAGCCUGGGUCAGUGUCUGUGAGGACGCCGUGGACAUGGAGGCCGCCCGGGUGGUCUGCCGGGAGCUGGGCUGCGGCCAGGCACUGGCCGUUCCCGGCACCGGCCGCUUUGAGGCGGGAACGGGCCCGUUCUGGGAGGGGGGGUUCAGCUGCACCGGCACCGAGCCCCUCCUCGCCACCUGUGCCCGCCGGCCGGCCCACGGCCAGGGUUGCGCCGGCCACGCCAGCGUCAUCUGCUCCUCCUACACCGGUUUCCGUCUGGCGGGUGACAGCUCGGGCUGCGCCGGGCGGGUGGAGGUGGAGGUGGGGGGGACGUGGGGGUCCCUCUGCGCCACCGGCUGGGACCUGCCCGACGCCCAUGUCCUCUGCCGCCACCUCGGCUGCGGCCCCUCCGCCGCCAUCGUGCCACCGGGAGGCUCCUUUGGCGGCGGGGACGGGCCGCUGCGGCCGGACGCCUUCAGCUGCGGUGGGAUCGAGCGACACCCGGGCGAGUGCCCCACGGCGGUGCUGGGGGAGCCCGCCUGCCCCCCCGGCCAUGCCGCAGCCGUCAACUGCUCAGGCAUGGCCGAGUCCCUGCGGCUGGUGGAGGGGGAGAGCCGGUGCGACGGGCGGCUGGAGGUUGCCACGAGCUCCGGGGCUUGGGCCCGCGUGCCGGCGGGGCUGUGGGACGCCCAGCGUGCCACCGUGGUGUGCCAGCAGCUGGGCUGCGGUGUGCCGGAGAAGGUCCAUGCCGUGCCGGGCUCGGGCAGCGCGGCGCUGCUGGGGCUGCGGUGCAACGGCAGCGAGGAGAACCUGGCCUGGUGCAACGUCUCGGGGACGGCCACCACGCCGACCGGCAGCCCCGAGGAGGUGGCCGUCGUCUGCUCAGGCAGCCGGCGGGUGAGGCUGGCCGGUGGCCCCGGGCGAUGCGCCGGGAGGGUGGAGGUCUAUGUCGAGGGCACCUGGGCCACCAUCUGCCAGGAAAACUGGGACCUCCUGGAUGCCACCGUUGUCUGCCGCCAGCUGGGCUGCGGAACGGCGCUGGCGGCACCCGGCUCCGCUCGCUUCGGUCCCGGCACGGGGCCGCUGUGGCCGGAGGCCGGUGGCUGCGCCGGCACCGAGGCAUCUCUCUGGGAUUGCCCAGCCCUGGCGCGGCGCGGCUGCCGGCGCGGUGGUGGCGCGGGCGCCGAAUGCUCAGAGCAUCUCUCCCUGCGGCUGGUGGGUGGCAGCGGCCUCUGCAGCGGGCACCUGGAGGUGCGCUACAACGGGACGUGGGGACGCGUGUGUGCCAAGGGCACCAGCCCCGCCACGGCCACCGCCGUCUGCUGGCAGCUGGGCUGCGGGUCCGGGGGGAGGCUGGUGGCCGCCCCCGCCCGGGCCCCGGCCCCCGCCUGGCUGGCCUGGGUGAGCUGCAAGGAGGGGACGCGCUCGCUCUGGCGCUGCCCCUCGGCACCCUGGCGCCUGCAGGCCUGCAGCCCCGGCGGGGACGCCCACGUCACUUGUGAUGGGGACAUCGAAGGCACGAGCGGGAUGACCACCCUGUCCCCGGGGAGCCACAGCCCACAGGUUUGCCCAGAUGUCCCCAGCAGCACCGUGGCGACGGCGAGGACCGUGUCGGUGCUCACGGUCCUGUGCGUGGUCCUGGGGACGCUGCUGGGCCUGGCCGUGGGCGCCGUGGCUGUGCAGACCUGCCGUGCUCGCGGCUGGUGGCGAGGCCCCGGCAAAGCCGUGGACGCCGUCUCGGAUGCCAUCUACGAGGAGCUGGACUACGCCCUGACGCCCGAGUACCAGGAGGUGCCCAGUCGCCCAGGUGGGUGCAGCCCCCCCCGUGCCCCGUGGUUGUUCCCGAAGAGGCCGGGGGGGCUCAGCCCCACCGUAGCGCCGGGUCCUGGUGGUGCGGCACCGGCUUGUCCCCACGCUGCGGGGGUGUCCCCAGUCCCACCGCGGCCCCGCUCGGCAGUGAGGGGCUGUGGCUGCCCGUGGUGCCACCCCCAGCAGCCCGUCCUCCCCCUGCCAGGCUCCCCGUCGGAGGAGUCCGGGGCAAAGCUGCCGUAUUACAGCGGGGACAGCGUGGAGGAGCGUGACACCAAGGCAGCCCCAGGCUCCACCGCCCUGCCCGAGCACGGCCCCCCCGACGGCUACGAUGAUGCCGCGGCCGUGCUGGAAGAGCCCCCCGCUGCUGGCACUGGGGACAUCUGCGAGGGGGUGGCACGGAGGAGCUGGAGCUGUGUCCCCCCCACAGGUGGGAGCUGCCCCCCGCCAAGUCCCCCAGGAGACACGAGGGACCCCCCGGGGGACACAAACUAUGACGACGUUGGCGUGGGCACCCUGGGGACAUCGCUGUGAGGAUGGCCGGGCCGCACCGGGGGGGUCCCUGGGGACACGCCUGCGGGGUGGCGGGGCUCUGUCCCCACGGAGGGGUGGCCCUGGCCGCAGAGGAGGUCACCGCUCCCUGCCCAGGACCGC